Molecule: messenger RNA, 10848 nt
Organism: Sinocyclocheilus rhinocerous
Lineage: Eukaryota; Metazoa; Chordata; Actinopteri; Cypriniformes; Cyprinidae
Exons: 15
Coding region: 398-10558 (3386 amino acids)
Source: RefSeq, a predicted model, not a curated record
CAAAAAAACCUUGGCGCCUCGUGGAAAAGGGGAACAAAUUUGUAUUUGAGUUAUCAUUUUGUGAUGAUAUUUUUAAAAAUCAGUUGUGCAGCAUUCGUUAUUCUGGAAAUGCACACGAGAAGGGGAAAGAAUGACGGUGAUAGAGUUAUUUUGGAAUCCAUCUUCAGUUUAGUCCAUUUCCGCUGUUACAUAGGUGUUCUUCCUGGUUGUUGAUUCCUCUGUGAAAGUAGCAACGUUUCGGCCAUGAGCAAGUUCCAGUAGAAUGCACGCGACGAUUGGAAAUAACGCCCAAUAGCGUGAAAUCUAUAUAGAUGCGCGCGCGCUUUUUGCUGCCAAAGCGUCUCCUUUUGCGCUGAAGGAUUCGUGCAAUGCAGUGUUCAUUUUGAUUAAGUCCAAAAUGCCCGACUGCUGUGCCGCAGCAAACUGCAAGCAGAGUACGGACCAGUCCAACGUUUCCUUCUUUAGGUUCCCGCUGGAUCCCGUUCGAUGUAAACAAUGGGUGGGUAAGUGCCACAGACCAGAUCUGGAGAUCAAAUCACCUGAAGAUUUACACAGCAACUACAGAUUGUGCUCAAAACACUUUGAAACAUCAAUGAUAUGUCAGCAAAGCUCUCAGAAAUCUGUUUUGAAGGAUGAUGCCGUUCCUACUAUAUUUGAUUUUGCAACCAACCAGGACAAUGCACAAACUAGCAACAGAAAAAGGACACGGGAGAAAACAGGAGAGGAGCCUGUUGCCACAAAGAAAACUAAAGGUACCACCAAUAACUCAAACCCCUCUGUGCCAGAGGCAGAAGAUAAAGUUGAGAGUGAUUCAGCUGAGAACAGCGAAACACACAAUCCUCCUGCACAUGAUGAAUCAGAGGAGGAUCCUGCUAUUUACAAAGCGAAAGAAAUUUUGAAAGACUACUUCAAGGAGACUUUAGCCUUCACUGGUUUUAGCAUCACCAACAGUGCAUCUCUUAACGCUGUUAAACCACUGGGGAAUGACCCAGCUAGGCCACUCUCUGUCAACACCAUAUGCGCAGAGAAGAUUGACCAAAAAGAAGUGCUCACUUUAGGUGAGGAUGUGAUGCGUGAGGAGAUCCGCAAUAGCUUGCGCCUUGCACGCUUCUUUUCCAUACUUCUACAAGACCGAGUAAGCAUUGAGGGCAAGGACCAGAUUCCUGUGUUUAUCCGCUCAGUCACUGGUGAAGGCUUUCCACAGAAACACCUCAUGGGAUUCCUUCCUUGCGAUGUUGACUCUGACACUCUGUUCCUUAUGCUUAUAUCUGAGAUCCGGAACAAGUGGGGCCUGCGGAUGGAGCACUGCCGCGGCUUCACCUACCUGUCAUCAGGUGCCAUGUGUCAGAAACUGAAGGAUCUCUCCUGCAGGAUGCUGCGGGAUUUUCCACAGGUAGUUUUGUCCCCCAGUGAGCCUUAUGCCUUCAAUGUGUGGUUGAUUCGCUCCAUGCCCAUCCUUCCAAUUCAGGACGUUGUUGAUACUGUAGAGCAGGUUGCUGCCAUUAUUAGGCAAUCAGAAACUCUGGCGAAGAAACUUGAUGCCAAGAUCACUGCUUCAUACAGCCACAUCAAAGGUGAAGUGGACAGAGUGAAGGAGUCUUGUCAGAAUCAUUGGGAAUAUGCCACUGAUGCUUUCCAGACAAUGCUUGAUAUCUUGGAGCCGCUUUUGAGCAGCAUUGGAGAGAUGUGCACCAGUGCCCUUUCAGAUGUGGACACCGACACCGUCGUAGUGCUUCUAAUGCUGAAAGAGAAGCUGAAGAACUUUGAUUUCAUCAUUACACUUGUGGUCCUGAAGAACACACUGUGUUGUGUAAGCAUCCUGAACCCCAGCCUCCGGGGAAUAAUCAGCAUCAGCAGCACAUUGCAGUACACCAUCUCUAAUGCCUUGAAGCUUCUAACCAAACAUAUGCAGGAGAUCGCAAUUUUUCACAGAAAGUGGUUUUCUGAUGCAGUGGGCAGAGCCAAGAAGUUGGGGGUGCCAGUCAAUCUGCCAGUGGAGAUGGAGACAAAUGGGGAUGGUGCGGAGAAACCGCAAGCCUCUUUGGAGGAUUACUACAGGGAAGCACUGAGCAAGAAGGUUUUACAAUACCUUGUUGAUGAAGUCAAAAGAGUCCUAGGCACUGAAAUGGCAAGAAUCCUCAGAUGGUUGUCAUUGGUGCCCUCAUACAUGGCUGACCACAAUUUUAGCAUCCGCAAAGACAAAGUUGCUGAUGCUAACCUGAAUAACUUGGCUCGUCCUGAUUCCUUUUAUGAUGAGCUGGGCUGUUGGGAAGUGAAAUGGCGACAUGCUAGCAAGCGAAGGAUUCUUCCCACCAGUGUGUUUGCUACCCUCAAGAUCCCAGAUAUAGGCUUUUACCCAAAUGUUCAGAGCCUGUUGAGAGUGUUGGGCACCAUCCCUUGUGUCCGUGCAGAAUCUGAUGUGUAUGGGCACUAUGAUAUGGUGUUGGACCGCUAUCAGUCCUACAUGAAAAAAAUACAAGUGGAAAAGAGACUGAGCAAUAUGGCCUGUGUUUAUGUCAAUCAAGAUGUCCACUUCAGCACUGAGGAAAUGGUGGAGGCGUAUGUAAAGAAAUAUCCAGAAAUCCUGCAGCUAUUACAUGAAGAUGAUGUAAUGGAAGUGCAACCAUCAGUUCCUGAAUCCAGUGCAAAUGACGCCUCUAAAGAAGAUACGGAAGAACCAAGAGAGAUGACUUUAAAUAUGGACAUUAAGAGACAGAAACUGCUUGAGUGUGCAGAAACUGAUAAAGAGGCAUUAAAAUCUGCAUUACAGACCGCUGUCACGGCAGCAUACGGCAGGCAAAGCAGACACACUCAGGGUGAUCAAGAUCAAGAUCAAGAAGUAGAAUAUGUGACCAAAUCCGAGAUGAAUGAAGUCCUUAAAGUGUGUGAGGAUGUUGUACGGGAUAGGAUUCUUUCAGAGCUCGGAAAUUCAUUCUUCUCCCUGUUUAUCGACCGAGUUGUCCGGUUGGGAGAGACAGACUACUUACCCAUGUUCAUCAGAUUUGUUGAUAGUUUUGAUGUCAUGCGCCUUGAGCUUCUGGGUUUUAUCGAGGUUACUCAUGACACUGAGGCCAUGUGCGAACGACUUUUUGAUGUUGUCACCAAAGAGUGGCAUCUCGAUUUGAGCUACUGCAGAGGUCAAGCUUACCUUGGCUCUGGGGAAGUGUCCUACAAGCUCAAGGCCUUUGCAUGUAAAAUACAGGAGCAGUAUCCUCUUGCUAUAUGCACACACUGCUCAUGUUACUCUUUCAAUACCUGGUGGUCAAGAUCAGUUCCAGUAGCUGCAGUCAUUAGAGCCAUAGACACGUUAGAGGAGAUAGUGUCAUUCUUCCACAGCAUGCCUGCCCUCGAGAAACAGUUAGAUCAAGUCUUAGCCAUAGGCCUAAGAGAAAGCUAUGAGAAAAUCCAUGAGCUUCAAGGAAAGUUCUGCUCCUCUUGGCUUGAGAAACACGACUCUUAUGAAGUCUUCGCUCAGAUUCUGGAGCCUCUGGUAGAUUGGCUUGAAAAUAUUGAUAACUGCCAACCACAAAUAUGGAGUUUGGCAGUAUCCAACCGAGCCAAGAGACUACUUCAGUUAAUAAAGGACUUUGAUUUCAUUGUGGCAAUUGUUGCGCUAAAAAAUGCCUCAUCCUUCACCAGAGAACUGAGUGCAGCAUUACAGAAAGACCAUUUUAGUGCUGCCUCGCAGCUCAGCCAGAUCAGUGGUAUUGUGGCCACGCUUAACAGAGUGAAAACCAACAUCAAGGUUUUCCAUCAGAAUUGGUUUGAUGAAGCUUCUUGUUUUGCUCAGAGUCUGGGUGUGCAGGUCAAAGUGCCUGAUAGCGUGAUUGUUCCAAGGGACAGUCUCUUGAAGCCAGGUUCAUACUAUAAAGACGCAAUGAGUGUCCCUUUAGUUGACCACCUUAUAAACAUGGUGAAAGACUAUUUCUCUGAUGACCACAAAGAGGCUCUCAACUUAUUGUCUUUGGUCCCGUGCUCUGUGACAGUGAGCUAUGUUUUUGAAAUGCUCAAGUCAAAACCUCCAUUGUACAUUGGUGACCUUCCCGAUCCUGACAACUUCUUCACGGAGCUAAGCUGCUGGAAAGUGAAGUGGAAAACGAAAGUGGUUAGUGUAACCAUACCAGAGACCAUUUUUCAGACUCUGCGUCUACCCCUCAUGCAGUACUUCGUAAACAUCAACACAUUGCUGAAGAUAAUGUGUGUGUUGCCAAGCACAGCUUUAGAAUAUUGUGGUGAGGUGAAGCGGCACAAAAUGUAUCAAGACUACUUGAGCAACACCUCACCUAUGGACAGAUCGCCCUGUUUAGCCGUGCUUCAGGUGGGCACUGACUUUAACAGAGACCUAGACCGAAUGGUUGCUCAGUGCUUAAAGCUCACACCUAAGACACUGGAGGGUAUUUGCCUGGACAAAGAAUCCAAAACCUUAGGAAGGACUGUUGAAAUAAAAACAGAAGAUGACACCCACAUGGAUGAAGUAGAGGACAGGGAAGCUCAGCAGGACAAAGACUCCCGAAUACUUGUGGUGAAUUCUGAGAUGACAGGCAGCGAAGCAGAAAUCUACAAAGAGGGAGCAGAGAGCAUAGAGACUCAGCAGCAGUCUGAAAACAUAGAAGUGGUUGCUGGUUGCACGGAAGUGGCUGCUGAGGAGCAGCGUGAAAAGGUUGAAGAAGUGGAGCAGGUUCCAGAUGAGAAUGGCCAUUCUGAUGAACCAGCUGACAACAUAAAAAACUGUGAAGAAGUCUUUAAACAAGCAGCUACGCUUGCAAGGAGAAACUGCUCAUUGAUCGACCUUGAUAAACCAGAGCAAGAUGCUGUUGUUCAGAAACUUGCCUUAUGUCAUUGGGUGAAGGAGGAAGGGACAUUGUUUUCAGAGGGAGAAAUGUUACAAAGUAUUGUGAAGGCUAUACGAGAAACAAUCCUCACUGAAGUUCAGGACUCUUUUUUCUUUUCCAUCAUCACUGAUAGAGCUAUUUCAGUGGGUGAUGCGAAGUUCCUGCCAGUCUUUGUUAGAUAUGUGAAUGACUGCAUUCCUAAAGUGGAGCUUAUAGGAUUUCUGCCCUUUGAUGAAAGCUCCGAUGUGGAUUUGCAAGCUAAGGCUCUUUCAGCAACACUUGAAGAUGAGUGGGGACUUCAGAUGGGCUGCUGUCGUGGCCAGUCCAUCAUGUGCUUUGGUACGGGGAGCAAAAGUCUCAGGAAGAUGGCUUUGGGUUUUUUAGAGAGCUAUCCAUUAGCUGUGAACACUCCCAGUGAAUCUUGUGGACUUGCCUAUUGGCUGGCUUUAAGCCUACAAAAUGCAUCCAUUACAAAGGUUCUAGAGACAGCUGAAGAUCUAUUACAGUUUUUUGACCAGUCACCCAAAUUAGAGAGUGAACUUGCCAAGACCAUGGAUGGGCUGCUGAAUACUCCACGGGAAGCACUUGCAGAGGUCCCAGAGACCUGCCUGUCCAGAUGGAAGAAGAGAGAAGACUUCUUUGAUAUUUUGGUGGACAUGCUGGAGGGAGUCCUGAACUGCUUAGAUUCUGUGAGCACCAACUCCAGUGGGUCAUGGAGUGAUAGCAUGUCACUGCAUUCCCAGACUCUGUCCACAGCACUUAGACAGGUUGAUUUUAUCAUCCCCCUAGUGAUCUUGAAGAAUGCCUGUGCGCCCUUAAGGAAUUGCAGCACUGUGUUUCGUUGUGGAAACCCUGCUGACAUUAUUUGCGAGCUUGAGAAGAUUAUGCCAAUAAUAGAUACUUUUAGCAAGAUGUUGGGCAAUGUGAGUGCGGUGCAUUCUGUCUGGUUUGACGAGGCAGUGGAGCUUGCAACUAAGGUCAUGGGAUUGCUGUCUUAUGCGGAAUCUGUCAGUGGCUAUGAUUCACCAGAAACAUCUUACAUGGAAGCAGUUAGCUUACCAGUUCUAAAUGGUUUGAUUGAAGAAAUGAAGUUUAACUUCUCAGAGAAUCACCUAAAAGCCCUGAAAGUUUUGUCCCUUUUGCCAACGUGCAACCCUCUGCCUAUUCUCCCAGAAUCCACAGAUAAACUGCACACUAUAUACCUGAGUGAUCUCCCUGAACCAGAAACAGCGGAAGAAGACAUUAACACCUGGGCCACGGUAUGGAGGGAGAAGUAUCAAGAUGUUUGUCCUCCCACCUCCAUCUCUGAGACAUUGCUCCAUAAUGAAGCCAAAAACCUUCCAAAUGUUGCAACCCUUCUUAAACUUGUGGCCGUGUUGCCCAGCAUUAGCAUGGAGUGCGAUCUAAUGAAGACAACACUAAACUCUUUGAGGACCUUACUCAGAGAUGGUAUCUUCAACAGGGGCAGUAAGACUGAUGCAGUGAUGCUUCUUAUGCAUCGCCAGACACUACAGAGCCUGGAAGAGGUGAUUGAGAAAUGCAUGGCGGGUGAUCCAGAAAGUAAUCAAUUUCUUGCUCAGGUAAAGUCAAGAGUUAAUCACCUGAGAAUGGAAGGUGAGGUGAUUGCCAUGGCUCCACAGGAGUUGGUUGUAGAUACAAAUGGUUCGGAUUAUCCUCAAGAGGCAAAUGUUGCUGGAAUCGAUGUCGAAACUGCUGCUCCAGAGGAAAUUCUAGUGGAAACCAAUGACUCUAGUGAAAUAGAAAGUGCUGAAGAAAAUACACCUGACCAGCCAUCAUCUUUAACAGUUAGCAGCUCAGACAAAGCCACAACUGCAGCUCAAGUCAUCCCUGCUUGUAGCUCUCUGCCAACCAGCACACCUGACCAACAAACAGAAUCUGUCCAAGAUGCUGCUAUGCAAUCUACAGCAGCAGAACAUGAUAGAAGUGAUCAACUGAUCGCACUUGUUCAAGAUCUAAAUGAUAGGUCUGAAGUACUUGAUCUGUGUGGAAUUGGUCUACCAGUAACAGGGGAUCAAAUAGUAACUAAUCAAGGUGGAACUGAGCAGUCCAAUGAAGAAGAGCCAGUUAGCACUGUUCAGUCAGUAUCAGCUAAUCAACGUGAAACUGAUCAACCUAUGGAAGUUGAUCAGUUUGUUGCCACAGAACCAGGUGAAACUGACCAGCCAGCAACAGAGGAGCAAAGUGUACCUGAUCAGUUCACGGCAGUUGCUCAAGUUGAUACUGAUUCCUCCAUAGUUGCUCAAGAUGAAGGUUGUCACACAGUAACAGGCUUAGCAGAUGGUCAGUUUGUGUCAGAGGAUCAGAGUGAAUCUGUUCAGCUCAUGUCAGUGGAUCACAGUGUAAAUGAUAAGUUCGAGUCAGUCCUUCAAAGCGAAACUGAUCAACCCAUGGAAAUUGAUGUGAGUGGAAAUGAUCCAUAUGUAGUUGAAGAUCAAGGUGGAAAUAGCCAGCCAGCAACAGGGGAACAAUGUGUAGUUGAGCAGUUGGAAGUUAGUCCAGUUGAAACUGAUCAGUCUAUUGUAAAAGUUCAGGAUGAAGCUUGUCAGUUAUUAACAGUGAUAGCAGAUGAAGGAGAAACUGGUCAAUUGGUAUCAGUGGAACAAAUUGGAUCUCAUGAUCUUGAGGCUGUUGAUAACUCUGGAAAUUAUCAUUUUGUAGCAGCAGGCCAGGACAAAACCGGUCCGUCAGUAACUGAAGAUCAGAUUAUAAAUGAUCAGUUUGUGACAGAUGGUCAAUUUGAAACUGUAAAUUUAGUAGUAAAAAGUCAAGAUUCUAUUCAGACAGAACAUGGAUUAGCAAAUGAGGGUGAGUUAAUAUCAGAGGAUCAAAGUGAAUCUCAUGAGCUCAUGGUAGUUGACUCUGGAAAAGAUCAGUCUCUAACAUCAGAUCACAGUGUAACUGGUCAGUCAGAAAUAGGAGACCCAAGUGUAACAGAAGAGUUCAUAGUAGUUGGUCAAGUUGAAAGUGAUCAUUCCGGAGAAGAGGAUCAAGAUGAGACUGGUCAGACAGAAACGGUGUUCCCAAGUGAAGGUGAAACUAGUCAGUUAGUAUCCAGAGAUCAAAAUGUAUCUGAUCACCCCAUGGUAGAUGACUCUGGAAAUGAUCAGUCUGUAACAGCAGAUCAAAGUGUAACUGGUCAGUCAGAAAUAGGAGACCCAAGUGUAACAGAAGAGUUCAUAGUAUUUGGUCAAGUUGAAAAUGAUCAUUCCGUAGUAGAAGAUCAAGAUAAAACCGGUCCGACAGAAACUGGGUUCCCAAGUGAAGGUGAAACUAGUCAGUUAGUAUUAGGAGAUCAAAAUGUAUCUGAUCAGCUCAUGGUAGAUGACGACUCUGGAAAUGAUCAGUCUGUAACAGCAGAUCAAGAUGUAACCUUUCAGUCAGUUACAGAAGAUCAAAGUGUACCUGAUCAAUUUAUAGCAGUUGUUCAAGUUGAGUCAGAUCAAUCUGUAGUUGAGGGUAAAAAUGAAAAUGCUCAGACAGAAACUAUAUUACCAAACGAAGUUGGAACUAGUCCGUUAAUAUUAGGGGAUCAAUGUGGAGCUGAUCAGCUCAUGGUAGUUGACUCUGGAAAUGAACAGUCUGUAACAGUAGAUCAUAGUGGAACUGGUCAGUCUGUCUUACCAAAUGAAGUUGGAACUAAUCAGUUAGUAUUGGGAGAUUGUGGAUCUGAUGAGCUCAUGGUUGUUGAGUCUGGAAAUGAUCAGUCUGUAACAGUAGAGCAAGGUGGAACUGAUCAGUCAUCACCAGAUCAAACUGUAACUGAUACAUUUGUGGAAGUUGCAGCUCAUCAGCCUAUAGUAGAACAUCAAAGUGGAUUUGGGUUAGAAGAUGGAAGUGGAACUUGUCAGAUAGCAUCAGGGAAUCAAAGUGGAAAUGAUCAGCUUGUGGCAGAUGAACCCUGUGGAAAUGAUCAGUCUGUAGUAGAAUCUCAAGGUGAAACUAUUCUUGCAGUUGCAUUGAAUCAAAGUGUACCUGAUCAGUCUGUGGCACUCAGUCAAGGUGGAACUGAUCAGAUAGUACCAGGGAAUCAAAGUGAAACUGAUCAGACCAUCAUAGAUCAGGUUGGCCUUGAGCAGCCCAAAGUAGCUGCAGAUUGUGGCACAGAUCAGUUCAGUUCAGUGACUCCAGAUUGCUCAGACCAAGAAACUGCAGCAGUACACAUUUGCCUUGAUCAGUCCUCUGCAAUAACUCCAAGUGUUACUGACCAUUGCACACCUGCUUCAUCUGAGGAUAUUACGGAUCACCCCAUGGCAGCAGAAUCUGAAUGCACAGUCCAGUCUGGAGUAAAGGCUCAGGAUAGUGCAAACAAAGUAACUACCCAGGAUGACACUGGACUACAAAAAAUAGUUUUUACCCCCUACGAUGCUGUUGCUCGAGAGGAAUUACUCAAGGAACUGUGCAACAUAAAGUUCUUUUCCAUAGUCACUGAGGAAGAGUUUGCAAUCGAUGGCCAACCAUACAUCUCUGUAGGAAUACACUACCUUAACAAACAAGACAUCAUGUGUGAAAAUAUGUUGGCCUUUAUCCCGCUUUCCACAAACAUUACUUCAUUCGUUGAUACGCUCACCAUCGCUCUUUCUGAGAAGUGGGGUUUGAACUUGGCACUCUGUAGAAGUCAAAACUUGGCAAGACCAGGUGCCACAGUCUCUCAGAUGACACAGGCUUCAGCUUUGCUUUCGCAGAGACUCCCUCAUGCUUUCAGUUUCCCGAACCUUGUAACUCCUAAAUCUUUGCUAGACAGUUUGUCCUCCCUGAGAGAGAUAACUCACUGUUUUGAGUGCUUGGAGCAGCUCUUCAUGUGGUUCUCUGAGGAUAUUCAACGACGUGUAAGACUAGAGGAUGCUGUUGUACAUAUGUUCCAGGAGGACGAAAGGAAGGCCAGUGAGCUGAAAGCCAAGAUCAGCAGCAAUCAAUUGGCAAUGAGCCAUGAAGUUCUGGAACUCACUACAGACAUUCUAGAGGCCAUCGUCUUUUGCUUGAAUGAGAUGAAAGGGAACCAAGAUAAUGAGGCAAACACAGCACAGGCUCAGAGCUUCCUUUCUGAUAUCCAAAACUUUGAUUUCAUAUUGACAGUUGUGAUUAUGAAAAACAUCUUGAGCCUCACCAAAAGCAUAAGCCUGAGUCUUCAGGGAAAUUCCUAUGAUGUGUAUCAAGCUGUAAACCGCGUGUCUGAUCUGAUGCCCUCUCUCAGUGAAAUGAAGAACAGUAUUGACUCACAUCAUCAAACCUGGUUUCAAGAGGCUGUUGCUUUGGCUUCUAAGCAGGUACCCUCACUACAACCACCCUUAAAUGUGCACUACAGAGAGGACAUCAGUAAAGGGGCCAUUGAGCACUGUAUUGCUGAGAUGGAAGGACUCUCCCAGGAUGUUCUGUCAGCUGUUCGCUGCUUGCAGGUUGUGCCUUAUGUCAUGUCCAAAGUGGAGGGAUGCUGCAACGACACGGAGUUUGUCAAGGUGUUCCAAGAUGUCUUACCUGACCCAAACUCCUUCCAGGAUGAGCUGCAGAGGUGGAGGGACAGGUGGCAAGACUGUAUUGCUAGUCAUCAGCACCUACCCGACACUGUUCUCGGCACUCUCAAAACUUCUGACAUUGAGACUUUUCCCAACAUUUCAACUAUCCUUAGGCUCCUGGCAGUCCUGCCCAUCUCCAGCACGCAGAGUAGCUUCACACAGGGAAAGAUGAAAUCUGAGCUGUACCCUCUGUAGUAGGCUUGGCUUAACUAGCUGCCCCCAAACAAGUUGUCUAAUAGGAUGUCAUACACUGCUGAAACUUCAGAAUGUCCUACUGUAUUCUCUAAACUGUAGAUCACAUCUGAUUGUAGGUUUCAGUAUGUUUAUUUUAUUAGUUGAAUUAGACCUGUACACUCUUAAGGAUAAUCACAUAAUGGUUUUAUUGAUGUUUUGUCUUUUUUAUUAUUUGUUUUCCUUUUACGUAAGUGGCAUGGAAAAAGAGGACUGCCAAUUGGGACCAAUGUCUUGCCAAAAAAAAAAAAAAA